This is a messenger RNA of Oppiella nova, 1198 nucleotides long. The record is from the annotation of a GenBank genome assembly. Lineage: Eukaryota; Metazoa; Arthropoda; Arachnida; Sarcoptiformes; Oppiidae.
CCGACAAAAGGCACAGAAACUGGCGGUCAUUCCGAUGUGCAAAACGCUGACCGAUUAUAACGGCAUAAAUCAGUUGGAAAGCCGUCGUAUCGACGAGCUAUUGGUGGCGACCAACGUAUUCAACACCGAAUUGAGUGAUAAUAACGUGGAGAUUAGGGACCCAAAUGAGUAUAUGCUGGUGACGAACCAAAAGUACGAGAAGAUUAUCCAGACUAUCGUCGACUUCACCAAACGAUUGGACGGUUUUCAGAAACUGUGUGUCGAGGACCAGAUGUCACUCGUGAAGUACGGGUGCCUUGAAUUGAAUUUUCUCAGAAGUCUACUGUAUUUCGACGAACAAACUCAAGAAUAUCGGUUCCCAUUAACUGAUACUAGGACACUUAAGGUCAGUUUGGAAGCAUUAAAAGAGCAUAGGAUGGAAACAUAUUACCCAUUAAAGAUAUUUAUGGAUAAAUUCUUCCCAGAAUGGAAUAGGGAUCAAGUUAUAAUUGACCUGUUAUCUGCGAUCGUAAUUAUGAACCCUAAGCGACAAAACUUAACGCACAAACAAAGUAUCAAACUGGAGCAACAGCUUUAUGUGUAUUUAUUGCAGCGAUACUUACUAUUGAGAUAUCAAUCGGAGUCGGAAUCAAAACUCCAGAAACUGAUGGUUUCGUUGACAGACCUCACGAUUACAGCCGAAGCCCAUAAACAGUGCGAAGUGCAAGAGCAAUUACAAUGCGUUUCAAACGGCAAAUGCGAGAUCAAUGUACAGACGAGACGAUUGUGUCCGAAGUGUAGACUUAAAAAGUGUUUUGACAUCGGAAUGAGAAUUUCGCGACAAAAUUCAGUCGACAACUCAGUCGACGAUUCAUCAAAUGAGACCAAACUUUCUGAUGAGACAUACGCUCAAGAAAUCGAGGCAUUGAUCGGAGACUCGCUUAAUAUCAGCGAUGAAGCACUCAGUGAACAGAUUAUGGAAAUUGAAAUGAUGCCUGUAUUCAAAGAGAUCACAGACUAUAACGGAUUCAAUCACUUGGAGUCCAACCGGAUAUCCGAGUUGUUGAGCGCAUCCAAUGACAAUGAGAAAACAUUGUGUAUUCCCGUAGAAGUAAUGAAAAGGGAAAAGACAGACAUUUUUAAUAAAACCAAACCCAUUGUGGACCGACUGUUGGCUGUAUGGCAACGCGAUUCUGUUAUAAUGGAGCUGGUACAGUAG